UUGAAAUCUUAAUGGCAAACAACAAUUUUUUAUUCACUUAUUCGCUUAUUCACUUUUUUAACACGUAUAAAUGAUCUAUUACAAUAAAACAGGCAUACUUUUCCUGCAGAGCCAUGUUUUCACUUGUAUUAUUCUCAGGUUUCUUUACCCUCACACUGUGUGCCCCUCAGUAUGUCUUUGUAAAUGAGUCCAAGACUUGGGCAGAAGCUCAGAGAUACUGUAGAGAUAAAUACACUGAUCUGGCCACCACUGAAAAUGAACAACAGACAGUCCAGUUGAUCGACACAGUGAAUGAUGAUUCCAUUGAUUUGGCCUGGAUUGGACUCUAUGAUGAUCUGAACAGUUGGAAAUGGACUCUAGGGGACAGUGAUUUAUUCAAGGUUGGAGAGAAAAACUUCAGGAAUUGGUAUGACCAAGGACCAGGCAAUUCUGGAGGACAAAGUCUGUGUGUGUAUAUGAAUAAUGGGAUAUGGUAUGCAGCAAGCUGCUCCAAUUCAUUUUAUCUUACGGUCUGCUAUGAUGGAAGAGAAAAUGCCAGCGCAACUUAUGUUUUCAUUUACCAGUACAAAAACUGGACUGAAGCUCAGAGUUACUGCAGAGAACAUCACACAGACCUCAUCAGUAUCAGGAAUGAGACUGAAAACCAGAAGAUCCAGUAUUUAUUGCGAAAUUAUUAUUAUUAUUAUUAUCACAAUGUUUGGAUUGGACUGUACAAAACCAGAUCUUGGUCAGAUCAGAGCAACACUUCAUUUACUUACUGGAGCACAUGGCAACCAGAUACUGCAGGAUCCUGCACUGUAGUCUCAUUUAGAGACUCUGGGAAAUGGAUGGAUGAAAACUGCAAUUAUGCAUUUCCUUUCUUUUGCCACAGUGCAUUAGCAUCAUCCCGUCAGUAUCACUUUGUGAAUGAGAGUAAGACCUGGACUGAAGCUCAGAGAUACUGCAGACAGAAUUACACUGAUCUGGCCACCAUUGAUAACAUGGAGGAAAUGAACAGACUGAUUAACACAGUUAAUGGGACUUACAAUGAUUCAGCCUGGAUUGGAGAGUAUGAUGAUGUGAGCAGCUGGAGAUGGUCACUGGAAGACAAUGAUUUCUAUCAGGAAGGAGAGAGAGAUUUCAGGAACUGGUAUCAUGAACCGGACAACAGUGGAGGGAACCAGUUGUGUGUUUACAUGAAUUAUAAUGGAAAAUGGUAUGAUAUGUCAUGUGACAACACACUGCCAUUUGUUUGCUAUGAUGGUAGAGAGACCGCCACAGAGAGUUACAUCGUAAUCUAUAACUGGGAAACCUGGUCAGAGGCUCGUAGAUACUGCAGAGAACAUUAUACAGAUCUCGCCAAUGUGAGAAAUCAGACUGAGAACCAGAGGAUCCUUGAGAAAGCAGGUGGAGGAGUCUGGAUAGGACUGUACAGAAACAGGAUUUGGUCAAACAGUCAGAAUACCAAUUAUCAAAACUGGAGGCCGCAAAUUCCUGGGUUAUCGGCGCAACCAGAUAAUGUUGUUAACUACGUUGAUGCAUACGGAUAUCAGCACUGCACUGCAGUGUCAUUCAGAUAUUCAGGCCGAUGGACAGAUGAGAUAUGUGUAUCCAGCAUGCCUUUCUUCUGCUACAGCAGAACCUGCACACAAUAUUCAUGUACUCGUCAGUAUCACUUUGUGAAUGAGUCUAAGACCUGGACUGAAGCUCAGAGAUACUGCAGACAGAAUUACACUGAUCUGGCCACAAUUGAUAACAUGGAGGAAAUGAGCAGGCUCAUUAAAACAGUGCGUGGCACUUACUUUGGAUCAACUUGGAUUGGACUCUAUGAAGAUCUGAACAGCUGGAGAUGGUCUCUAGAUAAUUCAGCAUUAGAGGGAGGAUUUAAAAGCUGGUUUAUUCAACAGCAAGUGAACUCAGGUGGACAGAGUCUGUGUGUGUACAUGUCAUAUUAUCGGGGAACAUGGAGUGAAGCCUUUUGCUACUAUACACUUCCCUUUGUUUGCUAUGAUGGAAGAGCAAACGCUAGUACAAGUUAUGUGUUUGUUUAUCAGUACAAAACCUGGACUGAAGCUCAGAGUUACUGCAGAGAACAUCACACAGACCUCAUCAGUAUCAGGAAUGAGACUGAAAACUACAGGGUUCAGUCAUUAAUUCCAUAUUCUUCAGUUUUUUGGAUUGGACUGUACAGAACCAGAUCUUGGUCAGAUCAGAGCAACUCUUCAUUCAGUAACUGGAGAACAGGACAGCCUGAUAAUGCUGGAAACAGUGAAUACUGCACUGCAGUGUCAUUUAGUGAAUCUGGGAACUGGACAGAUGAAAACUGCAACACUGCAUUACCUUUCAUUUGCUACAGCGCAUUAGCAUCUUCCCGCGAGUAUCACUUUGUGAAUGAGUCUAAGACCUGGACUGAAGCUCAGAGAUACUGCAGACAGAAUUACACUGAUCUGGCCACCAUUGAUAACAUGGAGGAAAUGAACAGACUGAUUAACACAGUUAAUGGGACUUACAAUGAUUCAGCCUGGAUUGGAGAGUAUGAUGAUGUGAACAGCUGGAGAUGGUCACUGGAAGACAAUGAUUUCUAUCAGGAAGAAGAGAGGGAUUUCAGGAACUGGUAUCAUGAACCGAACAACAUUAAUGGGAAUGAAAUGUGUGUUUUCGAUUAUAAUGGAAACUGGUUUGAUUCAUCAUGUGAAUAUCAUUUCAUAUUUGUUUGCUACGAUGGUAGAGAAAACGCCACUCAGAAGUAUAUUAUGGUAUAUGACUCUAAGACCUGGACUGAAGCUCAGAGCUACUGCAGAGAGAAAUACACAGACCUGGCCAGUGUGAGGAAUGAGACAGAACAUCAACAGAUACUGAGCAUUACCCGUUAUUAUGGACAGUAUGUAUGGAUUGGUCUGCACAGAAACAGACUGUGGUCAGAUCAGAGCAGCUCCUCCUUCACAUAUUGGCUCCCACACACCUCAUCGGUUGCUGCACAACCAGAUAAUGGUGCAAAUGUCCCAGGACAGCAGGGAUCUCAACACUGCACAGCUGUGUCUUUACAAUACUUUGGCCAGUGGACAGAUGAGAGUUGCCUUGCCAGUUUGCCUUUCUUCUGUUACAGUGAUGAGUAUGUUAUGGGAAUGCGAGUAGAAGUUACAAGUCUAGACAAUUUAUCAGAGUCUCAGAUUGAAGAGCUUGUGAUUAUACAGUUACAAGAGGAGCUGAUGAGGCUCGGACUUCCCAGCAACGUCACCAUGAAUUUAAGAGACUAUCGUAAGAUCAAGCCCUCUAUGUUUCCAUUGCUUCUAUUAUCGGGGUUUCUCACCUUCGCCUUGAGUGUCCCUCAUCAGUAUGUCUUUGUGAAUGAAUCCAUGACUUGGGCAGAAGCUCAGAGAUACUGUAGAGAGAAAUACACUGAUCUGGCCACCAUUGAAAAUGAACAACAGACGGUCCAGUUGAUCGACACAGUGAAUGAUGAUUCCAUUGAUUUGGCCUGGAUUGGACUCUAUGAUGAUCUGAACAGUUGGAAAUGGACUCUAGAGGACAGUGAUUUCUUCAAGGUUGGAGAGAAAGACUUUAGGAACUGGUAUGACCCAGGACCAGACAAUUAUGGAGGACAAAGUCUGUGUGUGUAUAUGGACAAUGGGAUAUGGUAUACGACAUACUGUUUCAAUUAUCUUCCUUUUAUCUGCUAUGAUGGAAGACAGAAUGCCAGUGCUAGUUAUGUGUUUGUCAACCAGUACAAAACCUGGACUGAAGCUCAGAGUUACUGCAGAGAACAUCACACAGACCUCGUCAGUAUCAGGAAUGAGACUGAAAACCAGAAGAUCCAGGAUUUAUUAAAGAAUAACUAUUACUAUUAUUACCGGUAUGUGUGGAUUGGACUGUACAGAACCAGAUCUUGGUCAGAUCAGAGCAACUCUUCAUUCAGUAACUGGAGGACAGGACAGCCAGAUAACACUGGAUCCUGCACUGUAGUCUCAUUCAGUGACUCUGGGAAAUGGACUGAUGAAUACUGCGAUUAUAGAUUUCCUUUAAUUUGCUACAUGUCAUCUUUGACAUCAUCCCGUCAGUAUCACUUUGUGAAUGAGAGUAAGACCUGGACUGAAGCUCAGAGAUACUGCAGACAGAAUUACACUGAUCUGGCCACCAUUGAUAACAUGGAGGAAAUGAACAGGCUGAUUAACACAGUUAAUGGGACUUACAAUGGUUCAGCCUGGAUUGGACUGGAUUGGACUGAUGAUGUGAACAGCUGGAGAUGGUCACUGGAAGACAAUGAUUUCUAUCAGGAAGAAGAGAGAGAUUUCAGGAACUGGUAUCAUGAACCGGACAACAGUGGGGGGAACCAGCUGUGUGUUUACAUGAAUUAUAAUGGUAAAUGGUAUGAUAUGUCAUGUGACAACACACUGCCAUUUGUUUGCUAUGGGAAUGCAACACAAAGUUUUAUCAGAAUCAAUGAUCAGAAAACCUGGUCAGAGGCUCGUAGAUACUGCAGAGAUCAUUACACAGAUCUUGUCAAUGUGAGAAAUCAGACUGAGAACCAAAGGAUCCUUGAGACAGCAGGUGGAGGAGUCUGGAUAGGACUGUACAGAAACAGGAUUUGGUCAAACGGUCAGAAUACCAAUUAUGAAGACUGGAGACCAGCCGUUCCCUAUUCAGAACAACAACCAGAUAAUGGUGAAUAUGUUUAUGGCCAGUGGGGCUUGCAGCACUGUACUGCUGUAUCAUUCAGUCAUUUAGGUCGAUGGACUGAUGAGAACUGCUUAGCCAGCUUGACUUUUAUCUGCUACAACAGAACCUGCACACAAUCUUCAUGUACCCGUCAGUAUCACUUUGUGAAUGAGUCUAAGACCUGGACUGAAGCUCAGAGAUACUGCAGACAGAAUUACACUGAUCUGGCCACCAUUGAUAACAUGGAGGAAAUGAAGAGGCUCUAUAAAAGAGUAUACAGAACUUACUAUGGCAAAGCUUGGAUUGGUCUCUAUGAUGAUAUAAACAGCUGGAAAUGGUCUCUGGAAAACGUCAUGUUUGAUGGAGGAUUUAAAAGCUGGUUUGUUCAGGAGCAAGUGAACUCAGGUGGACAGAGUCUGUGUGUGUACAUGUCAUAUUAUCGGGGAACAUGGAGUGAAGCCUUUUGCUACUAUACACUUCCCUUUGUUUGCUAUGACGGAAGAGUGAAUGCUAGUACAAGUUAUGUGUUUGUUUAUCAGUACAAAAAUUGGACUGCAGCUCAGAGUUACUGCAGAGAACAUCACACAGACCUCGUCAGUAUCAGGAAUGAGACUGAAAACUUCAAACUUCAAUCAUUAUUUUCAUAUUAUUACUAUUUUUGGAUUGGACUGUACAGAACCAGAUCUUGGUCAGAUCAGAGCAACUCUUCAUUCAGUAACUGGAGAGCAGGACAGCCUGAUAAUGCUGGAAACAGUGAAUACUGCACUGCAGUGUCAUUUAGUGAAUCUGGGAACUGGACAGAUGAAAACUGCAACACUGCAUUACCUUUCAUUUGCUACAGCGCAUUAGCAUCAUCCCGUCAGUAUCACUUUGUGAAUGAGUCUAAGACCUGGACUGAAGCUCAGAGAUACUGCAGACAGAAUUACACUGAUCUGGCCACCAUUGAUAACAUGGAGGAAAUUAACAGACUGAUUAACACAGUUAAUGGGACUUACAAUGGUUCAGCCUGGAUUGGACUGUAUGAUGAUGUGAACAGCUGGAGAUGGUCACUGGAAGACAAUGAUUUCUAUCAGGAAGAAGAGAGAGAUUUCAGGAACUGGUAUCAUGAACCGAACAAUAGAGUAAAUGAACUGUGUGUUUACAUGGAUUCCAAUGGAAACUGGUUUGAUUCAUCAUGUGACAAUUAUUACACAUUUGUUUGCUAUGAUGGAAACAGCUCUCAGAAAUAUGUUUGGAUAUAUGAGCGUAGGACCUGGACUGGAGCUCAGAGCUACUGCAGAGAGAAAUACACAGACCUGGCCAGUGUGAGGAAUGAGACAGAAUAUCAACAGAUACUGAGCAUUACCCGUUAUUAUGGAUAUAAUGUAUGGAUUGGUCUGCACAGAAACAGACUGUGGUCAGAUCAGAGCAACUCUUCCUUCACAUAUUGGCUUCCGUGGACUCAAGCUGUUACUGCACAACCAGAUAAUGGUAUAAGUGUCCCAGGACUGCAGGGAUCUCAACACUGCAUAGCUAUGUCUUUACAAUACGUUGGCCAGUGGACAGAUGAGAGCUGCUUUGCCAGUUUGCCUUUCUUCUGUUACAGUGAUAAGUAUGUGACGGGGCUUAGAUUGGAAGUUACAAGUCUGGAGAAUCUGUCAGAGUCUCAAAUUGAAGAGCUGGUGAUUAUGCAGCUCCAGGAAGAAUUUAUCAGACAAGGACUUCCCAGCAACUUCACCAUGCAUUUGAGAAACUAUCGUAAAACCAGUCCAUGA
This is a messenger RNA of Sinocyclocheilus rhinocerous, 6389 nucleotides long. RefSeq lists its product as uncharacterized. The transcript has 24 exons. NCBI's taxonomy places the organism in Eukaryota, Metazoa, Chordata, Actinopteri, Cypriniformes, Cyprinidae. The record is from RefSeq and is a predicted model, not a curated record. Bases 114 to 6389 code for a protein of 2091 amino acids.